Epinephelus moara (kelp grouper) is the source of this 2307-nucleotide messenger RNA. It is a transcript of the gene tmprss15, whose product is annotated as transmembrane serine protease 15. NCBI's taxonomy places the organism in Eukaryota, Metazoa, Chordata, Actinopteri, Perciformes, Serranidae. Gene Ontology annotation, molecular function: protein binding; serine-type endopeptidase activity. The transcript has 20 exons. Gene Ontology annotation, biological process: proteolysis. Bases 1 to 2154 code for a protein of 717 amino acids. The record is from RefSeq and is a predicted model, not a curated record. Gene Ontology annotation, cellular component: membrane.
AUGCCAUCAAGUGAGAUCGACGCCAUCAUGGCUGAAGCUGAGCCUCUGGCAGCUGAGCUCUCAGGCUCCACCCCUCCUGGGACCGUGUGGCUGCUGAGCAACCAAUCAUCUGUGGAGUUUGUGUCUGAUGAUGUCAACAAUCUGUCCGGGUUCAACGCCACCUACAGCGCCGUAGACACCUCCGACCUGUCCGACCAGGUGAAGCUCACCUGUACCUUUGAGGGCGGUCUGUGUUUCUGGCAGCAGCAGCAGGACGACGACGGCGAUUGGAUUCGAACCAGCGGCGCCACGUUUCCUCCACUGAGUGGCCCGAGUGUCGACCACACACUCGGUAACCAAUCAGGUUUCUACAUCGUCACUCCUCUGAGUCCAGGCCAAUGGCUGAAGAGCUUCAGGAUCCACAGCCUCCCUCUGACUCCGCCCGCACAGCCCAUGUGUCUGAGCUUCUGGUACCACAUGUUCGGAGACGACGUCCACCGUCUCAGAGUCCUGCUGUCUGACCCCGACGUCACCGUGGUGUUCCAGAGAGACGGUAACUAUGGCAACAACUGGAACUACGGCCAGGUGACCCUCAACCUGACGACGGAGACGACGGUGGUGUUGGAAGCUCUGAAGAAAGGAGGGCUGAGGAACGACAUCGCUCUGGAUGACAUCACACUGACCUCUGAGCCCUGUGGCCCCGCCCCCCCUGAACCAACCAACGUACCGCCGCCAACAACCACGCCCCCUAUACCAGCCAACUGCGGAGGACCCUUUGACCUCUGGGAGCCAAACUCCACCUUCAGCUCACCAAACUACCCACAAUCCUACGGGAACGAGGCUCAGUGUCGGUGGACCCUCCACGCCCCUGAUGGUCAGAACAUCCAGCUCCACUUCCUGGACUUUGACGUUGAAGCAACCUAUGAUGUCGUAGAGGUGCGGGACGGGGCAGGGCCAAACUCCACCUUACUGGCUGUCCUCACUGGCAGCGAUGGCCCCGCCCACGACUUGUUCUCAACAACCAAUCAGAUGACACUGUGGUUCUUCACGGACAAGUUGGGUCACGGCCGUGGAUUCAGGGCCAACUUCACCUCUGGGGUCAACCUGGGGUCACCAGCUGCGUGUGCAGCCGGUCACUUCCAGUGUCAGACAGGAAGCUGUAUCCAUGGUAACGGUCAGUGUGAUGGCGAGGUCGACUGUCCCGACGCUUCUGAUGAAGCCGACUGUGUUGUGUUACAGCGGAACGAUUCCAGUCGUCUCCAGUUCCAAAUUGUUUCCUCUCUGCUCACCGUGUGUGCCGACACCUGGACCUCUCACCUCACUGACUUCACCUGUCAGUACCUGGGACACAGGUCAGGGGACGCUACAUUGCUGCCCGCUCUGCCACAAGAUUCACCAUUUGCAAUCGUCACAGUCACCAACAACAGAACACUGGAAACCAACGUCAGUGAAACCUGCAGCAGUGACAAGGUGGUGUCUCUGACCUGCGACAACCAACCUUGCGGCGUCCGACAGGUUGUUAAUGACACGGUGGAAACGGAUCAAUCAGCAGAGAGGAAACCUGGUGAAGGUGAGGCCAGAGUGGUAGGCGGAGUUAACGCGGUGAAGGGGGCGUGGCCAUGGAUCGUAUCUCUUCAUUGGAGGGGGCAUCACUUGUGUGGAGCCUCUCUGAUUGGCAGAGACUGGCUGCUGACGGCGGCACAUUGUGUCUACGGGAAGAACGUCCACCUUCAGUCGUGGUCAGCUGUUCUGGGUCUUCACUCUCAAAGUGACAUGAGCUCUGUGGACGUUCAGACCCGAAGAGUCGAUCGCAUCGUCAUCAACCAAGAGUACAACCGCCAGACCAAACAGGCUGACAUCGCCAUGAUGCAUCUGCAGCAGCCAAUCAGUUUCACCCAGUUCGUCCAGCCGCUGUGUUUACCUGCUGAGGGUCAGAACUUCACCGCAGGGACCAGAUGUCUGAUCGCUGGAUGGGGACGAGUCGCUGAGCAGGAGACACUGAGCCGAGGCGACUCUGGAGGUCCACUGGUCUGUCUGGAUGAUGGAUAUUGGACUCUGAUUGGUGUGACAUCAUUUGGUUAUGGCUGUGGACGUCCUCAGAGACCUGGAGUCUACGCCAGAGUGUCUGCCUUCACCUCCUGGAUCGCCCAGACCAGACGCUCCUCCUCCUCCUGAUGAUUUAAUUUAUAAAUCAAUAAAAAUCGUAUAAUUAAUCAAUAUUCUGUCUCAAAUUAUUUAUUUAACUGAUAAUUAGCCGUGUAAUAAGCGGGAUAAUGUAUAAUGAGCCGCUGAAUACUGGGAAAACAACUCCCUUCAGGGGAAUAGAAC